AUGGGCGGUCUUGUAUCGGACGACAUCGGCUACGUGAUAUACUCAGCGCUGGGCAGCUUUUAUAUACCGUCCUGCAUAAUGGUCUUCGUGUACAUACGGAUUUACUACGCGGCCAAGGCGAGAGCGAGGCGAGGUAUCAGGAAGAACCCUAGACCAAGGCCGAACGAGCAACAAACGAGCUUUACGAACGUGCCGAAGGGCACGCGGCCGAUGCCAACGUCAUCACCUCUGUCCUUGCCUCCCGGAGUAGAUGCUAGCAAUUCUAAUAAUAAUAGGGAAAGUCAAAUAUCAACAAUAGAAACGCAGCCGGUGCCUAUACCUACGGUGACGUGCGACUUCGCCUCCGACAUAUCGACGAGCGAGGCAGGAGACGUGGGACCACAGCCCGACGAGAGGAAAGACACUUUGAAGGUUGUAACAUCAGCUCAAGUAACGAGAAACCCGUUAGCGUCAUGUCCAUACAGAAGUUCAACCCUUUCGGUGAACGGAGAACUACAACUCCAAUCGCAGAGGUGCAGAGCACCUAGUGUAGCUAUAGAUACAGACAUGGUCUCCGAGAUGGAACCAUCCUCAUCAGACUCGGGAGUUGUAUCCCGUUGUGCUGUCGUCAAACCACUUAAGUUAAGAAUAUGCCAACCAAUUUUCGGCAAAAAAAGCGACUCCUCGCGUAGACAGGAGAAAACUCAACCAACAAAAGCAGAAUUGGAACCAGCGUUACCAAAACAACAUAAACCUCGAGACCCCGAAAGAGAAAAGAGGAGACUAGCCAGAAAAAAAGAGAAGAGGGCCACUCUCAUACUCGGUUUAAUUAUGGGCAGCUUCAUAGCAUGUUGGCUGCCAUUUUUCUUUCUUUAUAUUUUAAAAGCGGCGUGUAGAGGAUGCGUUAUACCAUCGAGUGCGUUCGCGAUUGCUUUCUGGCUGGGUUAUAUGAACUCAGUAUUAAAUCCUGUAAUAUAUACGAUAUUUAAUAAAGAUUUCAGACGGGCGUUUAGGAGAAUACUGUUCAAGUGAUGUUUAGCCUACCUGUGCUGCUACAGCUGUGUCGCCAACCGUAUCAUGUUGGCCCAACGACGAGCAGCGCCG
This is a messenger RNA of Melitaea cinxia (Glanville fritillary), 1083 nucleotides long. Its product is annotated as probable G-protein coupled receptor No18. Gene Ontology annotation, biological process: adenylate cyclase-activating adrenergic receptor signaling pathway. Gene Ontology annotation, molecular function: G protein-coupled amine receptor activity. NCBI's taxonomy places the organism in Eukaryota, Metazoa, Arthropoda, Insecta, Lepidoptera, Nymphalidae. Gene Ontology annotation, cellular component: membrane. The record is from RefSeq and is a predicted model, not a curated record. The transcript has 5 exons. The coding region runs from base 1 to 1011 and encodes 336 amino acids.